CUAGUGAAGUGAAGCGCCACCGGAUGAGUUUCGAGCACGCACUUCGGUGUCAUGGCGUCCUCCUGCUCGCAAGCUGUCAGGCAGCAUGUGUGUAAGAGCAGCACAAUACUGCGCGUUCACCUGCAGAAGGCAUGGCCUAAGAGGAGUUUUGUUCUGAAUUCUGCUGCAGAUCAACAGCCUGCCGUUUCUUCUCCAGAAGAAAUAGUAAUUCCAAAGAAGAAAACAUGGAGUAAAGAGGCUGUCUUACAGGCACUGGCAUCCACUGUGAACAGGGAUCCUACAGCCUCAGAUCACAGAUUACAGGAUGAUCCAUAUCUCACUCCAAAAACAUCAUCAGAGUUUGUGCGUUUUGGCUAUCGAACCGUUUCAGGUUUUCAGGUUACACUAUUAGAGAGGUUCACGAUCGGCGCUUGUUAUGGUAGCUUGCCAUUUUUAAGACCAGUAAAGACUUUUCUACAAACAUAUGAUUUCUCACUAGAGAAUAAUAAUGCAGAGAGGAUCUUUGCGCUGCUGUCAGAGCCAAACACACAUUCGUACAGUGCUCUGAUACGAGGCAUGGUGAAGCAUGGUGCUUAUUCUAAAGCGUUCAGCACCUACACCGACCUGCUCAACAACCCACUGAAAGCCGAUGUAAACACCUUCAAUGCCCUGAUCACAGCCGCCCCGGAAGUAAAAGAGAAAUACAAUGAGAAAUGGGAGCUGAUACUGGAUCUUUUGAAGGAGAUGGCAGAGCAGAAGGUCAAGCCGAACCUCCUGACGCUGAACGCUGUCCUCAAGGCUUUGAGACGCUGUGGCACUCUGGGAAAAUCUCAGGCCUUUCCUGUGAUCAGUGAGAUGAAGGCUCUCUCCAUCGAUCCCAGUCUGGCCUCUUACAAUCACUUGCUCGGGAUAUUUUAUAAACCAGGUGCCCCAUUUCUGGGCCAAACGGACAUUCUGCAGGAAGUGAUGAACGAGGUGUCAGGGAAGAGCUUCACUCCACAGGACCCUGAUGAUGCACAGUUCUUCAUUACUGCUGUGAGAAUAUGUCUUGACACUAAGGACAUUGAGCAGGCGUACAGGGUUCAUGAGCUGCUGGGGGUUGGAGAGAACUGGAGACUUCUGGGAAAUGAUCUCCAACAGAACAUUUACUAUGCGCGGUUCUUCAGUCUGCUCUGUAUGAUGGAGAACAUUGAUGUGGUGCUGAAGUGGUACAGAGAUCUUGUUCCUUCAGUGUACUACCCCAGCUCUAACAUCAUGAGAGAUCUGCUCCAAGCGCUUGAUACCGACAACAGAUUAGACCUCAUCCCACAAAUAUGGAAAGAUAUCAAACAGUUGGGCCAUGCCAACAGGCAGAAGCUGGUGGAAGAUCUGCUGACACUUAUGGCAAGAGAGAAGCAAAAUCAGGAGGUGCAGGAGUCGUUUGCUGAGUGUGCGCUGGACAUCAAGAAAAUGUAUGACACAGGUGACCGGGGCAAGGUUAUAAUGAGCUGGACGGCCACUUCUCUCAGCGACCUCAUCUCUGUUUUACUAGCAGCUCAGAGGAGGCAGGACGCCUGGGAAGUACUGAAACUCUUCAAAACACACAACAGAGUUCCAAGUGAGGAGCUGCUGAACAAGUUCUUGACGUGUAUAACGGAGAGUGGUGAAGUGAAUCAUGCGGUGGAGCUGGUGCAGAUCUCAGCUGGCUUCUGUUUGCCCGAGACCCCAAAACUCAUCCAGAGGGUCCAGCAGGAGUUUCAGCUCUCAGAGCAGCAGAAGAACAUCUUGUCUGAUCUGGAGAUUCAGACCUUUAACAGCGAUUAAAUCUCGACGUUCUGCAGCUUGGAUGGAUCAUAGCAGCUAAAAAUCUGGAGAAAUGUCAAUGUGGUCGUUUUCAAUGUCAUUAAUAAUUGUGUACUUAAACAUGCUUGUCACAUGCACAGAUUUCAGACUUCAUUCAGAUGGAAA
This is a messenger RNA of Sinocyclocheilus rhinocerous, 1926 nucleotides long. RefSeq names its product pentatricopeptide repeat domain-containing protein 3, mitochondrial-like. Gene Ontology annotation, cellular component: mitochondrion. The transcript is spliced from 21 exons. The record is from RefSeq and is a predicted model, not a curated record. Bases 52 to 1782 code for a protein of 576 amino acids. Gene Ontology annotation, biological process: mitochondrial translation. Gene Ontology annotation, molecular function: rRNA binding; ribosomal small subunit binding; protein binding. Lineage: Eukaryota; Metazoa; Chordata; Actinopteri; Cypriniformes; Cyprinidae.